Messenger RNA from Spodoptera littoralis (African cotton leafworm), 615 nucleotides. The record is from the annotation of a GenBank genome assembly. Lineage: Eukaryota; Metazoa; Arthropoda; Insecta; Lepidoptera; Noctuidae.
AUGACGUUGGAAAAUCUUCUAUCCCAAGUGGGAAUCGGAACAAAGCAGCUGACAGAUAGAUACUCGGAAGUUCCAGUUCACGAUCACCAUGUAUAUUAUGCGUAUGAACCCUCUGCACCGUCACACGGGCCUGUUGCGACAUCCAAAUACAACUAUGGAGGAGGUCAUCAUAAAAGCGGCGCGUCAAUGUCUGCACUCACGCUGUUGGCGUUCUUGUUCUUUCUCCAUAUUUUACAGCAAUGUAUUAAAGAUCACAUGACAGAAAUGAGUACCGCACCCGUUAUGAUUAUGACAGCCGGCAGAGAAGGAGAAGAUGCAAUAACCAAAUCGGCAACUUUUAAUAAAAUUGAUAAAACCGGCGUGACCGAUUUUGGUUCUAAAGACAGCUCAGUAAAUGACCGAACGGAUACAAUUAAUCAAAAUAAAAUAACCGAAAAUUACGACGUGAAAAAUCCAUACAAUAAUGAUGGUCCAUCAAGCAAACAUCAAUUAUUGAAGGUUAAAACAGAACAGUUGCCAAGGUCAGAAGAAACAAAGCAAAAGUAUGUGUUCAAAAACUACGCCAACCGAAGCUCUAUGUAUGCUGGUUUUUAUAGCGCCAUGGAUGAAGAAUAA